This is a messenger RNA of Oryza sativa Japonica Group (Japanese rice), 1488 nucleotides long. The record is from RefSeq and is a predicted model, not a curated record. NCBI's taxonomy places the organism in Eukaryota, Viridiplantae, Streptophyta, Magnoliopsida, Poales, Poaceae.
GAGCCUACCCAAGACUCCAAGAGGCGAGAAAAAUAUAAAAACGACCUGAAUCCGCACCGUCCCCUUUCCUCUCGCCGCCGACCUCGUCGGCCGUCUCCACCGCCGGCCGGACUACGCUUCCCCAUCGGUGCGGCCACCCCCUCGAGGCCUUCACAUCAGCGCCGCCACCAACCGGUUGCAGUAUCGCUGAUCUCCUCCUCUUACCAGGAGGCAAGAUGUCGUCGCUCGCCGCGGCAAGGGCGGAUAACUUCUACUACCCGCCGGAAUGGAGCCCAAAGAAGGGUGGGCUCAACAAGUUCCAUGGACAACAUGCUCUCAGGGAACGGGCGAGGAAGCUGGACCAGGGCAUCCUGAUUAUAAGAUUCGAGAUGCCAUUCAAUAUUUGGUGUGGUGGGUGCAACUCCAUGAUAGCAAAGGGAGUGAGGUUUAACGCUGAGAAGAAACAAGUUGGGAAUUAUUACUCUACCAAGAUAUGGAGCUUCACCAUGAAAUCACCAUGCUGCAAACAAGAAAUAGUUAUACAAACAGACCCAAAGAAUACUGAGUACGUCAUAAUUAGUGGAGCUCAACGAAAGACUGAAGAUUAUGAUGUGGAGGAUGCAGAGACACUACUGCUACCUGCAGAUGAAGAAAGAGACAAGCUUGCGGAUCCUAUGUAUAAGCUUGAACACCAGGAAGAGGAUCUUAAAAAGAAGAAAGAAGCUGAACCAGUUUUAGUUCGCCUUCAACGACUCUCCGAUAGCCGGCAUUCUGAUGACUACGCUCUUAACAGAGCCCUUCGUGAUCGUCUUAGGAGCCAAAAGAAGAGAGUUGCUGAAGAGAAAAGAUCAGCUAGAAAGAUGGGACUUGGAGUACGGCUUUUACCACCCUCUGCAGAAGAUGCCACUGCAGCGGCUUCUGUGAAGUUUGCAUCAAAAUUUGAGAAGAGCAGAAGGGACAAAAGAGCAGCAAUUAAGGCUGCUUCCAUCUUCCCGGAGUCAUCAAGCUCAACUUCAAAGAACAAGCUGGAUCUUGCACUGAAGAGGCGAAAUAUAAAAGCUGGUGCUGCCUCAGCGCUGAUGGCGAGCAGGGUGAAGCCGUCGUCAUGGCAGAGCGCCGGUUCUGGAAGUUCAAGGACUCAGAUGCCGAUCAUGGCAACACGUAAGUAGCCACCCCAAGAAGAAAGGCAUUUUUCUUCUUCUGGAAGAAGAAAUACCAUCUGCUUAGCUGCGCCAUCAGAAGUUAAAACCAGCUUGUUUCGGUUGUUUCUUUGCUCCAGUUUCUGUACGAGUAUGUGUAAUGUGUAGUGUAUAACUUGAAAUCUUUUUGGCUGUAUGCAUUCCGGUGUCCAGCUCAUGCUAGUCGGUUUGUUACAUUAUCUUGUACACUAAGAAUUUAGUAAUCUUUGUAUAUAUGUCAUGACGUGUCACACUGUAUGCUCGCACACAGCGACGAAUGGCUUGCGAUAUACUAUCUGAAGGUUGAAGAAUAAAAACUGCUUGAUGGCCA